ACGGCUAUAGAAGAAGUUGAUGGUUAAACAAGGGCAACACUUUAACAGCUCAGGCUUUACAAAUGAUAAUAGAUACUGAGUGAAAUCUGCUGACACAACAGUUUUGGAUUAAUGGACGUAUCAGGCAGCUGAACCACAUUCCCCUGAGGCAGCUACCCUUCUUAGUGCCUCAGAUUUCCAGUUCUCUGUUUCAAUAUGUGGGUACUCAGUGUUGCAUGUCAGCACAAGUUGCUACUUGUUUUGUCUGGCAGAGUGCACAACCCGGCAUCAGUCUUAAGAGUGGGCUCUCAGGUUGCUUCUUCUUACCAUGUCUCAGCUACUCUCCUGUGCCCAGAGGACAGCAGCAUCAACCCUGUGGGGAAGAGACGACGCAGAGUGUUAAAUACCUCUGGUGUCCAACACAAACCUCUUGGAUCAGAUGGAUGGCGGGAUCGUGAGAGGGUGGUUCAGGGUAAAGCGUGGAAAAACGAGAUUCCAGUGUUGCAGGAGCCAAAUCAGAGGAGGGGAGAGGACAGCAGGGUGUCAUCUGAACUCAGGAAACUGUGUCUGGAGGAUUUCCCUGCAGAGAGGGAGAGGCCUGCUAGACAGAGAUCAACACCGGACUCCAAAGGAGAGAACUGUGAGAUUGUUUUUGGCAUUGCGCCCUGUCUCUUGGCUCUCACUCAGGGCAGAAGAAAGGCCCGUAAACUUUUUGUUAAAGACGGUGAGGCCUCUCACCGGGCUUCUGUGUUAAAGGUGUGUGAGGAGGCUCAUCGGCGAGGAGUACAAGUCCAUCGGGUCAGUAAGAAAGAUCUGGACAAGAUCUCCUCUGGGCGAGUACAUCAAGGCGUAUGCCUGCAAGCCAGUCCUCUGGGUUAUCUCACCGAAAACAGAGACUCUGCCCCCAAAAGAAAAGACGGCACCACCCCUCUCUGGCUCGUCCUGGAGGGAAUUCAGGACCCGAUGAAUCUCGGCGCCAUCCUACGCUCUGCUUAUUUCUUGGGUGUGGACAGAGUCGCCAGCAGCCUUCGCUACACUUGUCCUCUGUCUCCAGUGGUCAGCAAAGCCAGCUCAGGUGUCAUGGAGGUGAUUGGGGUGUAUGGGUAUGAAAAUCUUGAAGAUAUGCUCAAGCUAAAGGUGACACAGGGCUGGCAGGUGGUUGGCACGGUGGGAGCUGAAGCAGAGGCGUCCCAGAUUCCUGUCACCAAGUGUUCAGACUUUCAGAUGACCAAACCAACAUUGUUGUUGCUGGGGGGUGAGGGGGAAGGACUGUCCCAGGGGCUGCUGUCUCUGUGCCAGACCCUUCUCACCGUCCCAGCUGGCAGAGAGUUGUUCCCCGGUAUAGAGUCUCUCAACGUCUCUGUAGCUGCAGGCAUUCUUCUGCACUCUCUGCUGUUCUCCAGGAGGUCGACCAGAUGAUGACCUCCCUAAAUAUCUGCCGGUACUCUAACGGACGGAGAUUUAACCAACAACAGAAUCACAUGUUGAUGUAAAUGAAAUCGAACAAUUCACUUUACUUCUUCAUCAGUGGCUUUAAAGGAUGAGGCUGAUGAUAUUCUAUAUAUUUUUCUUAUUGUAACAAGUUUCAUGAAAAUACUGAAACCAACAAUGCAUUGACUAUUGUGUGUGUGUGUGUGUGUGUGUGUGUGUUUCCAAAGCCGGAUAUAUUGUAUCCCUCUGUGCCACAGAGCUCCAUUGUUGUCCAGGAACUAUUAAAAACACUUAAAUGAGC
Messenger RNA from Micropterus salmoides (largemouth bass), 1711 nucleotides. It is a transcript of the gene mrm1, whose product is annotated as mitochondrial rRNA methyltransferase 1 homolog (S. cerevisiae). Gene Ontology annotation, molecular function: RNA methyltransferase activity; RNA binding. Gene Ontology annotation, biological process: rRNA methylation. The record is from RefSeq and is a predicted model, not a curated record. Gene Ontology annotation, cellular component: mitochondrion. The transcript has a single exon. NCBI's taxonomy places the organism in Eukaryota, Metazoa, Chordata, Actinopteri, Centrarchiformes, Centrarchidae. The coding region runs from base 196 to 1398 and encodes 400 amino acids.